Messenger RNA from Tachyglossus aculeatus (Australian echidna), 4236 nucleotides. It is a transcript of the gene ATP11A, whose product is annotated as ATPase phospholipid transporting 11A. The record is from RefSeq and is a predicted model, not a curated record. Gene Ontology annotation, cellular component: recycling endosome; plasma membrane; endoplasmic reticulum. The transcript has 30 exons. Gene Ontology annotation, biological process: phospholipid translocation. Gene Ontology annotation, molecular function: ATP binding; ATP hydrolysis activity; magnesium ion binding. NCBI's taxonomy places the organism in Eukaryota, Metazoa, Chordata, Mammalia, Monotremata, Tachyglossidae. Bases 23 to 3631 code for a protein of 1202 amino acids.
GCCCUGCCCGGGCUCCGGAGCCAUGGACUGCGGCGCCCUCCGCACCCUCAUCAACAGAUACUGCGCCGGGGAAGAAAACUGGGUGGACAGUCGGAGCGUGUAUGUUGGCCACCGAGAACCGCCCCCGGGGACGGAAGCGUACAUUCCCCAGAGAUACCCGGACAACAGGAUCGUCUCUUCCAAGUAUACAUUCUGGAACUUUAUUCCGAAGAAUUUGUUUGAGCAGUUCAGAAGAAUAGCCAAUUUUUAUUUUCUCAUCAUCUUUCUGGUCCAGUUGAUCAUCGACACCCCCACCAGCCCUGUGACAAGUGGACUUCCACUCUUCUUUGUAAUCACAGUCACGGCGGUCAAACAGGGCUAUGAAGACUGGCUUCGCCAUAAAGCAGACAAUGCGAUGAACCAGUGUCCCGUCCAUUUCAUUCAGCACGGUAAACUGGUUCGCAAGCAGAGCCGAAAAUUAAGGGUGGGCGACAUUGUGAUGGUAAAAGAAGAUGAAACCUUCCCCUGUGACUUAAUAUUCCUGUCCAGUAGCCGAGGAGAUGGGACCUGCUACGUGACCACAGCCAGUUUGGAUGGCGAGUCAAGUCAUAAAACCCAUCAUGCGGUUCAGGAUACAAAGGGGUUUCACACGGAGGAGGAGAUCGACACCCUCCAUGCAACUAUUGAAUGUGAACAGCCACAGCCAGACCUGUACAAAUUUGUGGGACGAAUAAAUAUUUACCGUGAUCGAAAUGACCCCAUUGUAAGGCCAUUAGGAUCGGAAAACCUGCUGCUUAGGGGAGCUUCUCUAAAGAACACGGAGAAGAUCUUUGGUGUGGCAAUAUACACGGGCAUGGAAACCAAGAUGGCAUUAAAUUACCAGUCUAAAUCCCAGAAACGAUCUGCUGUGGAAAAGUCGAUGAAUGCCUUUCUGGUGGUGUACCUUUGCAUUCUGAUCAGCAAGGCGCUCAUCAAUACCGUACUAAAGUACGUGUGGCAGAGCGAUCCUUUUCGAGAUGAGCCUUGGUAUAAUCAGAAAACCGAAUCCGAAAGGCAGAGGAACUUGUUCCUCAGAGCUUUCACCGACUUCCUUGCGUUCAUGGUACUUUUCAACUACAUCAUCCCGGUGUCUAUGUAUGUCACGGUAGAAAUGCAGAAGUUCCUUGGCUCCUAUUUUCUUACUUGGGAUGAAGAAAUGUUUGAUGAAGAAACGGGUGAAGGGCCACUAGUGAACACCUCUGAUCUGAAUGAAGAGUUGGGGCAGGUUGAAUACAUCUUCACAGACAAGACGGGCACUCUGACAGAAAACAACAUGGAGUUCAUCGAGUGCUGCAUCGAAGGCCACGUCUACGUGCCUAAUGUCAUCUGUAACGGGCAGAUCCUCCCCGACUCCGCCGGCAUAGACAUGAUCGAUUGUUCCCCGGGAGUAAGUGGAAAAGAGAGAGAAGAGCUGUUUUUUCGGGCUCUCUGCCUCUGCCACACCGUCCAGGUGAAAGAAGACGACACCGUCGACGGACCCAAGAAAUCACCUCAGUCGGGACGAUCCUGUGUCUACAUCUCCAGCUCGCCAGACGAGGUGGCAUUGGUCGAAGGGAUUCAGAGGCUGGGUUUUACAUACCUCCGACUGAAGGACAAUUACAUGGAGAUUCUGAAUCGGGACAAUGAUAUCGAGAGGUUCGAAUUGCUAGAGGUUCUGAGUUUCGAUUCAGUGCGGAGGCGAAUGAGUGUGAUUGUCAGAUCGGUUUCAGGUGAAAUCUUUCUGUUUUGCAAAGGAGCAGAUUCUUCGAUAUUUCCCAGAGUGGCAGAAGGCAAAGUCGAUCAAAUCCAGUCCAGAGUGGAGCGCAAUGCAGUGGAGGGGCUGAGGACAUUAUGCGUCGCCUAUAAAAAAUUCACCCAGGAGGAGUACGAAGGCGUGUAUAAACUGCUGCAGACGGCCAAAGUGGCGCUUCAGGAUCGGGAAAAGAAACUGGCAGAGGCCUAUGAGCAAAUAGAGGAGAAACUCGUGCUCCUCGGGGCCACAGCCGUGGAAGAUCGGCUGCAGGAGAAGGCCGCGGACACCAUCGAAGCGCUGCAGAAAGCCGGCAUCAAGGUGUGGGUCCUCACGGGGGACAAGAUGGAGACGGCCGCGGCCACCUGCUACGCCUGCAAACUCUUCAGGAGGAACACGCAGCUGCUGGAGCUGACGACCAAGAAGAUCGAGGAGCAGAGUUUGCACGACGUGCUCUUCGAGCUCAGCAAGACCGUCCUGCGCUACAGCGGCAGUCUGACGCGGGAUAAUUUCUCAGGGCUCUCUGCCGAUAUGCAAGACUACGGUUUAAUCAUCGACGGAGCGGCGUUGUCCUUAAUAAUGAAACCGAGAGAGGAUGGGAGCUCUAGUAACUACAGAGAGCUUUUCCUCGAUAUCUGCAGGAACUGUAGCGCCGUGCUCUGCUGUAGAAUGGCACCGUUGCAGAAGGCCCAGAUUGUUAAGUUGAUUAAAUUUUCAAAGGAGCACCCAAUCACGCUAGCAGUUGGCGACGGGGCGAAUGAUGUCAGCAUGAUUUUAGAAGCACAUGUGGGCAUAGGCGUAAUCGGAAAAGAAGGCCGGCAGGCCGCAAGGAACAGCGAUUAUGCAAUACCCAAAUUUAAGCAUUUGAAGAAGAUGCUUCUGGUUCACGGGCAUUUUUACUACAUUAGGAUAUCUGAACUAGUGCAAUACUUCUUUUAUAAGAAUGUGUGCUUCAUUUUCCCUCAGUUUUUAUACCAGUUCUUCUGUGGAUUUUCACAACAGCCUUUAUAUGAUACUGCGUAUCUAACACUGUACAACAUCAGUUUCACCUCCCUCCCUAUCCUCUUGUACAGUUUAAUGGAGCAGCAUGUCAGUACAGAUAUGCUCAAGAGGAACCCGUCGCUCUACAGGGAUAUUGCCAAGAACUCUCUACUUCGCUGGCGGCUGUUCAUUUAUUGGACAUUCCUCGGGGUGUUUGAUGCGCUGGUGUUUUUCUUCGGUGCUUAUUUCAUGUUUGAAAACACAACGGUGACCAGCAAUGGGCAGCUAAUGACCACGAACACUCAUAUGAUGUUUGGCAACUGGACCUUCGGCACAUUGGUGUUCACCAUCUUGGUGUUUACCGUCACGCUGAAGCUUGCACUAGAUACGCACUACUGGACGUGGAUAAACCAUUUUGUCAUCUGGGGCUCACUGCUAUUCUACAUUGUCUUUUCCCUGCUCUGGGGAGGAAUCAUCUGGCCUUUUCUCAAUUAUCAGAGGAUGUACUAUGUGUUCAUACAAAUGCUGUCCAGUGGCCCUGCCUGGAUGGCCAUCAUACUGCUAAUAACUGUUAGCCUUCUUCCAGAUGUGCUCAAAAAGGUUCUAUUCAGGCAGCUACGGCCUACAGCAACAGAGAGAAUCCAGAGGAGGCCAGGGCUGUGUCAGAACCACGUUUCAGAAUCCACCCUCCUCGCCCCUAAGUGGGGCUCGAGCUACCGAACCAACGAGGCGACCAGACUCCCGGCGACAAAAUCCCUUCCUCAUUCUAAAAAAACCAUGUUGACCCAAUGGAGCAGCAACCAUUACUCCAUCCUCCCGCCUGUGUUCGGCUACUCAAAGAACUGUCGCCUCUCCGGGGCGAGACGCUGCUACAGUGGGACAGGUUCAGAAACGCCAGUAUGAGCGAUCACCGAUUUAAGCCUUUAAGAACCGCAUACUUGAGUGUGUGUGUGUGUUUUGUGUGUGUGCGUUUCCCAGAACAGGAGGCAAAUGGGUACGGAACUUGGACUAAAAUUAGCUCCUGAAGUCUGGAGAUAGGUCAAACAGAACUCUAGGAAUGCUUCUGCCCAAGGCCUGAUUUUUUUUUAACUUCUAACGCAAAGGAAAUUUGGCAUUGACCGAUACCGUGAGGCCGACCGCACCAGACAUCCUCUUCCUUCGGCUCAAGAUUUUGGGGCGUCUCCUGCUUGUCAUCUCGGUGGUCUGGCAUUCCUUGAAAGGGUCUCUUUUGUCGGCUGACUAUGGAGAUCCAUCUUCCAAAUCUGAGCCAGCAGCAACGACCUCAGAUCUCUCCAGUGACAAUCACUGAAAACAUACUGAACUGCUUUUUUCUGAUUUCCAUUUUUUGUCCUUCUCCCUCCUGCUGAUCUCUAGAACAAAUUGGUGUUGCCUCUGCGCUAAUCACCUUUCAAGAGAAGCAGGGAAGCCACGUGUCCUAGCGGAUAGAGCCCGGGCGUCAGAAGGACCUGGGUUCUAAUUCCAGCUCCGCCUCAUGUCUGCUGUGUGAC